AUGUCUGAGCUCGUACGAUCGCUCAGCUUCCAAGGCCCCCAAGAAUACUACUCAAGCUUCAUAACCAGACCACAUCUUCAACAUGCGUUCCGCAAUAUCGAUGAGGCUAACAACCUCAAGGCAUAUUUGGCGCUCUUGAAAGAUGCCCAGACCCGCAGCUUUGUGCUGGACUUUGGCAAUGAUGAUGCUUGGUGUGCGGUCAAUCUGGACCAGGAGGAUCUGGCGCUGCUACUGCGCAAGCCAAAACCAAGAUGUUUUGGCACUCGGUGGAUUAACAUCUGGGCUCCCGAGCAACAAAAGGAAUUGAUCAAGACCAUCACAAGCCAUUAUGGCGUCUCGGAACGUCUGCAGGGAAUGAUGUGUACAGACCCAGUAGAACGUCCGUCAAAGUCCGCCGCGCCUGCCGAGCCUCCAAGGAACAACUUGCGCCCAAGAAAUACCGAUCGCGUGCGCCGUUCUCGUCCGGAUGAUGUGGAGGGAAAUGCCCUGCGAGACUUAACAAACCCGGAAGAGAUUGGUGCUGCUGCAUCUUUCAGAGGUCUCACAUUCGCCAAUGUGAUCGACCAGAUAUGGCACUUUUGUUCCGUGGACUAUGGCCCGAAAUACACCUGUGUUGGAUAUAACUCGCUCUUCGUGGUACCUCAUCUCGAUAUGGACAACGGGAAGGAAUUGCCUGCAGGGAAACGAUUAUGGUCCUGGUUGAUCUUGUGUGACGACGGGACUGUUAUUUGCAUGCAAGAAAACCCGUUUCCUGGGCUUUCUGGACCAUCGGAGAAAGUCUUGCAAUCGGUGCUCAAUGUGGUCCGCAGGAACAUGCAGCUCAUCUUCGCGGGCGUUUCUAAACAACACUUUGCCGCGUCCGAAAGUGACUCAUUGGUCACCAUCAGAGUACGGCCAUUUUAUGAAGGUGGCCCAGACCAGGUGAGCAUCAAGCAAGAUGACGGUCCGAGUUUGCUGUUCUAUUAUUUAUUUGACGACUGGGUUUCCUCAUAUGCGCUUGUUGCGCAACGCGAACACAAGUAUGGGGUAUCCCUGAAUAGACUGAGACAGGAUAUGCUGUCGAAACCGGUAGUCGACCUAAUCCAUGAGUUACAUCGGCUGGGAAGGCAGUUGGCAGUUUUGAAGCGUCUCUAUCAAAGCUACGAGCUCAUCAUGAUGCGUAUAUUGCAAAGACAGCGCAUGCUUCGCGACGAGGCCCGAUCGAAUCGUCCUCAAUGGGCAAUUGGGCAAAGUUUCGGAGAAAACGAUGGAGCGGACGCCCACCACUCGACAUCGCGAAGUAGUUUUAGUUUCCCGACCAUUCCAGAUGCCAGCGUAGGCGUCCAGCUCAGCCCGCCUGCCGUGGCUCGAUUCGAGAGAUUGCUGGAUCGAAUCAAGCUAUACUGUCUGUCCGAGAUUGAUAGCUGUCUGACAGAAAAGGAGAAUCUCACUUUUCUGAACUUUAACUUGAUUGCUCUUAAAGAUUCACAAGCCGUGGAGAAACUAACGAGGAUUACAAUCCUCCUGGCAAAAGUGACGAUUCUAUUUUUACCCGUCAGUCUGAUGACCGGCUAUUUCUCAACGGAACUUCGCAACGUCAAGGGUGAAUAUACGAUCAAUCAAUACUGGGUCAGCUUUGGGGUGAUUAUGUUUCUGUCAGCGGUCUUGCUCUGGAUUUUCGGAUACGCCAGCGACACCGUGGAGGGCAAGACGAUCUACCAAUCAUUGUCCCGAAGCUUCUUCCGGAUGUCAAGAGACAAGGUCUCCCACCACAGAAACGAGGCAUCGGGCGGCGCAAGCCAUUGA
Messenger RNA from Aspergillus sclerotioniger CBS 115572, 1785 nucleotides. RefSeq lists its product as uncharacterized. The transcript is spliced from 8 exons. Gene Ontology annotation, molecular function: cobalt ion transmembrane transporter activity; magnesium ion binding; cobalt ion binding. NCBI's taxonomy places the organism in Eukaryota, Fungi, Ascomycota, Eurotiomycetes, Eurotiales, Aspergillaceae. The coding region runs from base 1 to 1785 and encodes 594 amino acids. The record is from RefSeq and is a predicted model, not a curated record.